Messenger RNA from Aspergillus tanneri, 2427 nucleotides. It is a transcript of the gene hsp78, whose product is annotated as chaperone ATPase HSP78. Gene Ontology annotation, cellular component: cytoplasm; mitochondrial matrix. The transcript has a single exon. The coding region runs from base 1 to 2427 and encodes 808 amino acids. The record is from RefSeq and is a predicted model, not a curated record. Lineage: Eukaryota; Fungi; Ascomycota; Eurotiomycetes; Eurotiales; Aspergillaceae. Gene Ontology annotation, molecular function: ATP binding; ATP hydrolysis activity. Gene Ontology annotation, biological process: cellular response to heat.
AUGGCUUCACGGCUGCAGCUCACGCGGAGUCGAGUGGUUCGAACACCAGCCCUAUCGUCGCAGCGACGCAUCUUCCACCCUUCCCAGAGAUUACGUCUUCUACCCCAGGUACAACCACUUCUCUCCCUUCCUAGUAACGCCAGUCACUUCCCAUCGGCUCUUUCAGUUCGCAGCUAUGCCAAUGGCCGACCACACCCACCUGGUGGCACACAUCGGAUGAACUUGGGAGGCGAACCGGAGAAGUCUGCCCUCGAACAAUAUGGCGUGGACUUAACGGCUAAGGCCAAGGCGGGAAAGCUGGAUCCAGUCAUUGGAAGAGAUUCUGAAAUCCAUCGUACCAUUCAGGUCUUAUCGAGGCGGACCAAAAAUAACCCUGUUCUAAUCGGCGCAGCGGGCACUGGCAAAACGGCGGUUCUGGAGGGCCUAGCUCAGAGAAUUGUGCAAGGGGAUGUUCCCGAAAGUAUCAAGGACAAGCGAGUCAUCUCCUUGGAUCUAGGCUCACUCAUCGCUGGUGCCAAGUUCAGAGGUGAUUUUGAAGAACGUCUCAAGUCUGUCCUCAAGGAGGUUGAAGACGCACAAGGUGGUGUGAUCCUUUUCAUCGACGAGCUCCAUACCCUACUUGGCCUUGGAAAAGCGGAAGGUAGUAUCGACGCUAGUAACCUCCUGAAACCAGCACUCUCUAGGGGGGAGCUGCAGUGCUGCGGUGCUACGACCUUGAAUGAAUACAGGCUUAUCGAAAAGGAUGUCGCCUUAGCGAGACGCUUCCAACCUAUCCUGGUCGGGGAGCCCUCGGUCGCCGCGACAGUAUCUAUUUUGCGUGGUAUUAAGAACAAAUAUGAGGUUCAUCACGGUGUUAGAAUCACGGAUGGCGCUCUGGUGGCUGCGGCAACCUAUAGUAACCGCUACAUCACCGACCGUUUCCUCCCUGACAAAGCGAUUGAUCUGGUGGACGAGGCAGCUUCGGCUCUGCGUUUGCAGCAGGAAUCCAAGCCUGAUGUGAUUAGGGAAUUGGACCGUGACAUCACCACCAUCCAAAUCGAACUUGAAUCCCUCCGCAAGGAAACUGAUGUGAGCAGCCGGGAGAGACGGGAGAAACUACAGGAAGAUCUCAAAGCCAAACAGGACGAAGCGGCGAAGUUGACCGAAGUUUGGAACAAGGAGAAAGCCGAGAUCGAGUCGCUUAAGCGUACGAAGGAAGAACUGGAACGAGCCCGUUUUGAGCUUGAACAGGCACAGCGAGAAGGGAAUUUCGCCAAAGCUGGAGAGCUGAGAUACUCCACAAUCCCGGACCUUGAGGCUAAGUUGCCAAAGGAGGGCGAGGACCAAGGAUCAGGGCCUCAGGCGGCCCUUAUCCAUGAUUCAGUCACUGCUGACGACAUCGGAAACGUUGUCUCACGGACGACCGGCAUACCUGUCAAUAAACUCAUGGCCGGAGAGGUUGAGAAACUGAUCCGAAUGGAGGAUACGUUGCGGCGAUCUGUUCGCGGACAGGAUGAGGCCCUAUCUGCAGUUUCCAAUGCCGUCCGGAUGCAGAGAGCAGGUCUUAGUGGAGAGAACCGACCCUUGGCAUCAUUCAUGUUCCUCGGUCCCACGGGUGUUGGAAAAACGGAGUUGUGCAAGAAAAUGGCCGAGUUCUUGUUCUCUACCGAAACGGCUGUGGUGAGAUUUGACAUGAGUGAAUUCCAAGAAAAGCACACGAUCAGUCGUUUGAUCGGUUCCCCCGCUGGAUAUGUGGGAUACGAUGAUGCAGGGCAGCUCACUGAAGCUGUGAGACGGAAACCCUACGCUGUUCUGUUGUUUGAUGAAUUUGAGAAGGCUCAUCGCGACAUCUCUGCUCUACUACUGCAGGUCUUGGAUGAGGGUUUUCUUACGGAUUCACAGGGCCAUAAAGUUGAUUUCAGGAACACCCUCAUUGUCCUGACUUCCAACCUCGGUGCCGAUAUUCUUGUGGCCGCCGAGCCACUGCAUUCAAACAAGGAUUCCGAAGAUGAGCUCUCCCCCGGAAUCAAAAAGGCCGUCAUGGAUGUUGUGCAAACCUCAUAUCCGCCCGAGUUCCUGAACCGAAUUGAUGAGUUCAUCAUCUUCAAGAGAUUGUCUCGGGAUGCUCUGAGGGAUAUUGUUGACAUCAGAAUUAAGGAGCUCCAGUCGAGGCUAGAUGAUCGACGAAUGGUGCUACAAGUCGAUAACGAGAUUAAGGACUGGCUGUGCGAGAAAGGUUAUGACCCCAAGUACGGUGCUCGGCCCCUCAACCGUUUGAUCUCCAAGGAAAUCGGCAAUAGACUUGCCGACAGAAUCAUUCGUGGUGAAAUCAGCGCUGGGCAGACGGCUCAUAUUUCAUUCAACGCCGAUAAGACAGGACUUGAAAUCAAACCAGUAGCAGCGAAUUCAUCCGAUACUGCAGAUGCUCAAGCGAACGAAAAGCCAUGA